Messenger RNA from Motacilla alba alba, 4148 nucleotides. It is a transcript of the gene USP50, whose product is annotated as ubiquitin specific peptidase 50. Gene Ontology annotation, molecular function: cysteine-type deubiquitinase activity. The transcript is spliced from 6 exons. The record is from RefSeq and is a predicted model, not a curated record. Gene Ontology annotation, biological process: protein K48-linked deubiquitination; endosome organization; Ras protein signal transduction. The coding region runs from base 3066 to 4112 and encodes 348 amino acids. Lineage: Eukaryota; Metazoa; Chordata; Aves; Passeriformes; Motacillidae. Gene Ontology annotation, cellular component: extrinsic component of endosome membrane; postsynaptic density; extrinsic component of plasma membrane.
UGAAAACUGUCAUAGCUGCCAGACACAUGUGAGGGGAUUCAUGAGUAAAUGAGACAAAAUAGGUCUUCACAAUGUUUAAUUAGGAGCUGCUUCUUCUGACUGCAUCCCCUCCUGUUGCUGGCAGGGAAUGGGCAGAUAUUCCAGAAGUACUUGCACCUUUCUAAUGCCAAGUUACAGCAGCACUGAGUCUGUAGAGUGACUGGCUCUGCAAAUUGAGAGAGAUUUCUAGAGGAGUCUCUGGUGUUUUGAAAAUGUGACCAAAUUUCAGUGUAUGAAAGAAGAAAAACAUUUUGAGAAAAUUUUAAGUAAAAGCUGGGAAGCUUUGUUUCUUGACAAAUACUUAACUACGCACAGUUAUUUUUUUAGCUGUUUUACUGCUCUUCAAUAGUUCUGCUUGUGACUCAUUUCUUAGCAAAAUAAACAGAUGUGACCGCCUUGUGAUGGGUGUAAGUGAUCAAGAGGAGUGUUCCUUCUGCUCAGUCUUGCAGUGACUCAGGCCUGAAGCUUUUUCAAGACCAAAAGGGACAAAUGUGGUUGGGAAAUUCCCUGUAAGAAUUGGAGUGAUUACCACUGUUCACAUUUCUGUACAUCUGCCUGGCAUGAGCAGUAGCUUACUCUGUGUGACUUACAGCUUGAAUUACAUGAGAAGUGUAUGUCUAAACUGAGGGGGGAGAAAUGUGUAACUCUCAGAAGUGAUCUGCCUCAUACUUGCAGGGGAAAAAAUCAUAAAUGUCAAGUACCCUUUAGGGAAGGAAUUGGAAAAGUGUGGUGGCAAAGGAUAAAAACAAGUUGGUUUGAAAGAGAAGCCUGACUCUGUUUAGACAGUGCCACAUCCUGCUGAUGUUGGGCAGUAGGAACAUGAAAACUAUUCUAUGAAAUUCAAUUUGUUUGAGAACAUCAAGUGUCACUCCUCUGCUGAAACCUCAUCAGUCUUGAAAUGCUCUAUAAAUAGGGAAGAGUUGUGAUCCUUUAGCUUUUUAAAUUUCCUUUACAUUACCAAAAAUGAGGAAGGUGAUGGAACUGGAACUUCUGAUAACUCUUCAAGAACUAAAGUAUUGGCAUAUCUUCUUAGAACCUAGCUUUUAAAUAGAGGAAUAUAAUUCAAACCCUCUCUAAUUAUCUUUUGGUCAAAAUCUGAAAUGCUUUAGUGAAUUUCCUACUAGGAGGGUAUUUCAAAGAGUAUUUAUCAUAUAGGGAAAUUAUUAAGCUACAUAAUUUAGACUUUUAAUUAAUCCACCAAAGUAAUUGUUGACUGCUUUCUUGCAGUAUUUAGGUGGUGAAACAUUUCAGAGAAAACCAAUCCCAAAUGAAUUGUGGCAAAAUAUACACAACCAGCUCCUGGGGAACUGGUUUUUUUAGCUGCUGCUCAGCAGUCUUGUCAUUUGGAAAAGGAGGGGUUUGGUUUUUAAGCCUGACAGUGAUUUCCUACACAUUAAAUCUCUGUGGUUGCAUCUCACUUAAUGCCAUAACUCUUAACACUGCAGGAAUUUGGAGAGGGAAAAAGACUACAGCUGGAGACUUGGUAGUAACAGUGCAUAUUAAAUGUUCCUAAAAGACUAGUUGGGGAAAAAAAUAAGACUUUUUAAUAUGUAACAAGGCCUCUGAAAAAAGUUCUGAUGGUUUAGUAUUUCUUUUCUCGAUUAACGCUUUUCCUUGCAGUAAUCCACUUUGUGGGGAAGAGUAAUGGGAAGUUAAUUCAAGCCCCAGAGCUUGCAGUUGGUGGCACUCAUGUGGAUUUGUGUAUCAUGCUACAUUAAAAUAGUAAGUCAAAGUCUUGAUUCAGAUUCCACAAAAAGUGGGAAUAAACAUAUCCAGUUCCAUUUACAAAACUAAGCCAGAUUUUGAGGGGUCAGUAGCAGUGACAGCUGUCCCACGAGUACCGGAGCCAUCCUUUGCUUGAAGUUUAACAAGAUGAUUAGGAGGUUUUUUACGUCACUUCAUGGGCCUCUUCUGUGGGUACUUGUUACUUCCCAAGUUAAAUAGGGGAAAACUGCUGCUCUUCAGUGGCAUAUGGAAUUUAGAGAUGAACUGCAUUAACAUAGCUAAUUCAAGGCCAUCUGCCAUACCUUUUUUUCUUCCCUCGGGAAAAUCUUCAGAACACAGAGAAACUAAUUCACUAUGAUGUUUUGAGGUAGCUCCACUCUUUUAUGGUCAACACCCUCGGUCAUCACUGCCCUUCCAGCAGAGCGUGGCAAUAAUAAAUCCUAAUCCAAGUGAGCAAACAUGGAUAAAGGUGUGUUGGGCCAAAGCUCCCUGCUGAGUGGAAUGGGUGGGUGCCCCUCUCUUCCCAAAGUUUUCUGUUCUGGCUGGCACAUGGAAGGAGAUGGAGGCAGGUCUGGCCAGGUGUGUUCCCUGCCCAGUGUUACCAGGUGACAUCACAAGAAGCUGGGGCAGGAGAAGCUGGGGUGACAGGAUGGAACACGGGUCUGAACACACGGGGCACUGCUCGUCUUUGCUCUACGGAGAUUGCUGUGGUUUUAGAGUUCUCUGCCCUGCCUCAGAAUAGAACAUCAGCCUCUAAAAAAGAACAGUAGCAUCGGUGAGCAGAUGUGGGAGGUGUAGAGUCUGUGUUCAGCAUCUCGACUGUCUGCCUGGGGAUGGGGAUGGCUUGGUCCAGGACAUACUUAUGCAGCCAGAAAACAAACCUACUAAAAUUUUCCCAACAUGAAUUAAGUAACAUUUCAUAGCAAAAAUCUGAAGAACAACAUGUUUAUAGUAGCAUCUGGACUGCAACCUAUGGUUUUAGAAAAUAGGUGAGUACUGUACCCGGUAAAAUGAAAUACAGUGUAAUAUGCACUGUUAAGCAUUUUGCCCUAAAGAUGGCUAUUCACAAGUGGUGGUAGUUUUUGAGUCAUUGUGUAUGGAGUAAAAGACUGAAUGGAAUUUUAGGAGUAACCCAUAAAACCUCAGGUGUUUAAAUAAAACCUCAUACUGAUGUAUCUUACCAUAUUGGAAAGAGCUUAGUGGGUAAGAUGAAGAGUUCACCAUGAUACACCUGGUGAAAAUAAAUGUGAAUGUAAUUUUAAAAGAACAAACGGUAGCAUUUUAGAUUUCCACUGUUGUAGAUGUUUCUCAUAGUAGGUGGAAGGAUGGCAUGGAAGUGGAAGUAUUCCCCCAAGGAACAGCUGGAGGAUGUGAGCAGCCUGCACGCAGGGCUCACGGGGCUGCAGAACCUGGAGAACACGUGCUACAUGAACGCGGUGCUGCAGUGCCUCUGCAGCCUGACCCCGCUCGUGCAGUAUUUCCUCUCGGGAAAGUGGAACACAGCCCUGCACGAGGAGAUUGGAGAGUCUGCGACUGCCUUUGGCUGUUUGGUGUCUGACAUGUGGCUUGGAGAGUUUGAUUAUGUUUCCCCUGAGGCUUUUCAUUCAGUCUUUGGGAAGCGGUACCCAGCUUUUAGCAGGAGGACUCAGCAUGAUGCACAGGAGUUCCUCAUCUGUGUGCUGGAUGACCUCCAUGAGGCUUUCAAGCAGCCAAGCCAAGAAAGACAGAGCUCUGCUGUGGGAGCAAGCACAAGGAGUAGCAGUGGCACAUCUAUAAUAACACACUUAUUUGAGGGACAGCUCAGUUAUGCUAUCAGGUGUCUGACGUGCAAAACCCUCAGUGACAGACCCGAGAGCUUCACCGUCCUCUCCCUGCCCAUCCCUUCCACCAGAGUGUGCUCUCUGCAGGACUGCCUGGAAUGUUUUUUUCAGCCAGACACACUGACUCGGAACAACCAAAUCCACUGCUGCUGGUGUGGAAGCAACCAAGAUGCAACAGUAAAGGCCUCCAUAACCAAGGCACCACGGAUCAUCAUUUUUCAUCUAAAGAGGUUUGCCUGGCAGGACAAGCACAGAAGGAAACUCUCAACCACCGUCUGCUAUCCAUUCAGCGAUCUGGAUCUCUCUCCCUACAUCUCCACAUCGUGUCACAACAAUACAGAGUACAGCUUGUGUGCUGUAGUGAACCAUGCUGGAGAUCUGGAUUAUGGCCACUACACGGCCUUCUGCAAGCACUCAGUCACCAAACACUGGUACAGCUUUGAUGAUGCCCAGGUCACCAAGAUCCCAGACUCUGCAGUGCAGGCUGACACAGCUUACCUCCUCUUCUACAUCUCCCAAGGCUACUGACACCCUGUUAGUCUUGAAAAUGAACACUGGGUAGGG